AUGGCUGAGCCGCCUUCAUCGCCACCUGGCGAGGGCGCGACCUCUUCGGACGCACUUUCCUGGUACAAGUCUCAAUACGAACAGCUCGAAGCCGAUCUCGCCGAAUUCCGAGAGUCGAGUAAGGAGCUAGAAGCGGAGCUUGAGAAGGAUAUCGAGAGGGCAGAGAAGCAAGAAAGGAUUCUGCAGGAGAAGGCCGAAACUUUGGGUUACGAAGUCGAAGAGUGGAAACGCAAAUACAAAGAAUCAAAGACCGAGGCGGCUUCAGCACAGGCCUCUCUCGAGAAGGAGAUCACGACGUUACGAGACACGAACCGCAGCUUGCAACUGAAGCUGCGCGAUAUUGAAGUCGCGAAUGACGACUACGAGCGCCAAGCACGCAACACCACUUCAUCCUUGGAGGAUAUUGAGUCCAAAUACAACCAAGCGAUCGAGAGGGCUGUCAUGAUGGAGGACGAGAUUAAGAUAGGCGAGCAGGAGCGCGAGAAGAUGCGUGUCGAAGCCCAGCGCUUGCGCGAGGAGUACUCGGACCUCAAAAUUGAGGCAGAGCUGCUUCAGGACAAGAUCAAGAAGCAAGAGGCGCGCCAUCUUUCGACUAUUUCGACCGACAUUUCGGUGCCCGAGUCACCCACCUUUGAUCGCAGCGUCGAGCCAUCGUCACCCCAUUCAACUGCCAGCUCCCCACUCGUCACGACGCCGCCCGACAGCAAGUCCAUGUCGCUGGCCGACGACCUCUCCGAGCACGAUCCACCGUCGCCUCCCAUGUCUGACGCUUCUGCGCCGCUGCCCAAGAGAGGCGAGAGCGACUCGGCCAAAACUCCGGCCAGCGCUCUGCGCAGGACACGCAUCCCCUCGGUCGAACAGACCACAAAAACCAAGUCAGCGAAGAUUCCAGGAAGCCGUACGAUCAGCAGCCGCCCAUCUACAGGAAACCCGCCGUUGCGUACGCCUGCUCACCGGUCUGUCACUGCUCGCGCCAGCACAACCCACAAGAUCCCGAACUCCAACUCUCUCAACCACAUCCGAAGUCUCACUGCCCAGAUGCAGCGCCUCGAAGCACGUGUGCAAAAUGCUCGCUCGAAGCUUCCAGCGCCUACUUACACACCUCCUCGCGCCUCGCCUCGCUCGUCCGUCAGCGGUGGGCCCAGUGUUCCUUCAACGGUUACUAUCCGUUCGAGGAAGCGGACCAUUGGGUCCUCGGCAUCGUCCGUGGCAGGUGACGAGACUACACCCACAAACCCACAUCUCUCGCAACAUUCAAAGAGCCACGUUCCCCGGCUCAGCGAAUCCAGGGCCAGCGUCGAGAACCGAAAUGGCACCGCCACGACCGUUAUCAAGGUCGUCGCUAGGUGGCUCACGCACGCCCCUUGGACGACCGCGCUCGUCUAUGAGCGGGGCGUAUCAUGGGCACUCGGGCAGCUUCAGAACGCCCAGCCGAAGGGGCAUGUACUCAAAAUUCGACCCAAGAGCGAGCACAAGCAGCAUAGCUGGACCUACGAGCUCGAUACCAGUGCCGGGUGCUCGGCGGCAGAGUGGAAGCCGCAGGACGAGCCAAGGGGCCGCGAUCGGACGACCGAGCAUAUCGAAAGUGAUCUUCCGCCGUGA
Molecule: messenger RNA, 1602 nt
Organism: Emericellopsis cladophorae
Lineage: Eukaryota; Fungi; Ascomycota; Sordariomycetes; Hypocreales; Bionectriaceae
Product: Nuclear distribution protein nudE-like protein
Exons: 4
Coding region: 1-1602 (533 amino acids)
Biological process (GO): cell migration; establishment of mitotic spindle orientation; vesicle transport along microtubule
Cellular component (GO): kinetochore; kinesin complex; centrosome
Molecular function (GO): microtubule binding
Source: RefSeq, a predicted model, not a curated record